Arctia plantaginis is the source of this 429-nucleotide messenger RNA. The record is from the annotation of a GenBank genome assembly. Lineage: Eukaryota; Metazoa; Arthropoda; Insecta; Lepidoptera; Erebidae.
AUGCCGCGGCCGCGCCUAUCGCUUGCGAUGCGGGACAACUGGCGCCACCUGCAGCGCCUCUACGGUCUCGACCUCGACAUAGACGAUUGCUUACCCCCGCGUCGCGCACCCUCCCUUGACUCCCUAAUCAAUUCUUCCGAAGGAGCUACUUCUAGUAUCGAUGCUUCCGCACCGGAAGACUCCGACUCAGGAGCUGACACUCGCGCUGACUCAGACCCCCCUCGACGGAAAACAAGUUCCAACCCCGAUCGGAUAAAGAAAUGCCCACAAAGUUUCUCAUCAUCGUCCAGCGGCCACAUGGAGACGAUACAUGAAGAGACAAUGGAACCAAAAGUGUCUGUGAAGGAGAUUCUCGCCCGUUUCGAGAAUCUUACUGAAAAAAUUGAUACGCAGGUAAAUCAGUGUUUGUGUGUUGUGUUCUGGAUGUAA